CUCGUCGCUUCUGAUACUGGUACUAUUCACUCUAGGAAUCAAGCAUAACCUGUUUCUAAUAUUGGUGUUCCAGGACUUAACACGCCCCUACUGAUACCCCAGUGCCCUGCUUGUCCUGACUAUCAACGGCUUACUUGUCUUCAUGAACUAGGUACUACUGGUAUAAACAGGUCACUGUGACCGCGCCCGCUCUUACUACAGCAUGUACCCAGGCGUUGGAUGAAAUCCUCCUAUUUCUUUAUGUCCUUCAGUCGAUUGUCGCGCACGUUUUAUCAAGGACAUAUACACGGUACUCACUCUGUUUGAUUGUGGCGCCUGCCACUGAAGCAAUCCACACAUGGAGUCCACAUCGACAUCAAGUCAGGCAGAAGCCUGCCUAAAACUCAGCAAUGAACUCGCCGAGCAUCCUCCGUCGGGCCCAGAGUUCAACACUCAGCAUGAGAAGGCCAUCUCGAGCCUAAAGAAGGCAGCAGAGGAUUUGAGUGACUCAAAAGCAGAAGUCAAGCAGGCAAUGAGGGUCUUGACUGAGUAUUUCCACGCGGUCUCUGGUCCAGGACCAAGUGCCUCUCAUCCUCAUCCCCCGCUUAGCACUCUCCUUGCCAAAGCUACCCGCGAAGACCCAAUCUGGCGCCCACGGUUUGGUCUGCUUGAGAGAUCGGACUCGCAAGAGAAUUAUCUUCAAUCAACCGGAGGUGCUGCGCCUGAUUCCAUCCUCGAAGUUGCAAGACGUAUCAUCGCCCGUCCAUGGCACGAGUCCGAGUCAAGCCGAGAGUUCGACCGAGAGCAAAUUCGGUCUGCCCUUCGGAUUAUCGCCAACUGCUGUGCCGACAAUAACGUCAAUCGCAGUGUCAUCGUUCGCCGCAACGGCAUUGAAGCAUUGAUGGACAUGCUGAGAGAGAAACGAGAAUGUGACCUGGUCAUCCCCACUUUGUACAACGUCUGCGUCGAUUAUGAUGAAGCCGCAGUCGACAGCAAAGGUAACCCAUUGCGUCUGCCGCAGCAGUCGAGCACAAGCAAUGGUCAAGAAGCCGGACCUCCAGCAGUCAACGCUGCAGAGCAAAAACUUGGCAUGGCUUGGGACGUAUCCCGCAAUCUCACGUCGGUCGAGACCUUGCUUGGGGCACGUGAGCUUGCGCAGAACUGCUUGGCUACACUGGCCGACUUGGUGGAAAUGGCCAGCCGUGUGGCUUUACAUGGCAUGCAUUAUCUUGUCCAUGGCCCCACUGGAGAUGACACGGUCGAGAUACAACAUCCGAGCGGUCGAAGACUGAUUCAGUCACUUUUGAGUGAGGGUGCUGACCUUGCCACAUUCCCCGAAUGCCGUGUUUCGAUCUGCCAGGCAAUCAUGAACAUUUUGUCGCAGCCAGGCUGUUUUGAGGCCCUGAUUGACAUCGACGGAGCAAUCUGGAAGCUCGUUCAUCUGCCAUACGGAUCUGACCAGGACCAGAAGGAAGUGGAAAACGAUGAUGAAAAUGAGGACGAAGAACUUUUACAACCAUACAGGAACGCCAUUCUCAAGUUCGUUUAUGGCAUCUCCGCGUUGGAUGCGUAUGCAGACAAAUUUGAUCCCGAGUCUUCUCUGAUACGCGACUGCAUCCAAUCUCUUGACCAACACAAAUAUAAGGCCGAGAUAUCACAAUCAGGUGGGCCCACUGCGUUCCUUGAUACCAUGCCAUGUGCACCUAUCUGUGUCUUGCUAGCCAACAGCAUAACGACCGCCAACCGUGCUGCACGCAUUGCGAAAUCGAGUCGGUUAGCAUCCAACAUAAAGACACUGGUCGCCAGUUCGGACGAUCUAGAAGUUCUUCUCCCCGCCGUUGACCUCAGCGUCAGGCUCGCGAUAUGCCGCGAAGGACAAGACGCACUACACGACGCUGGCAUGAUGUCCGUUAUGCAUAAACUAGUCAAGCCUCGGAGCCAGACCGACGCAGUGGGCCUCGAAAUCCAACGCAAGGCCGUAACACUGAUCAGGCUAAUGAUCAAAGGGCGGCCAGAGUAUCUGGGCGAUCUCGGUCCCGAACCUGGUGGACGGUUGUCGACCAACAAUGACACAGCAGACCGUCAGUCCAGCGCUGCUUCCGAUCCCAUCCUGGCCCCUGUGAUGUCCCUAUUCAAGAAUACUGACGACGCAAGCACAAAGACCGAGAUUGGACGGCUUUCGAUUGAGCUUGUCAGACAGAGUUUCCAGCGACCGGCCCGGUCGUCAACUGAUUCGUCGGUGCGAACUUCUAAGCCGCUUGCCACUAUGGAUGGAGAAGCAAAGCUACUGAUGUUGCUGUCUGGACGCUCUGCUACACAUGGUGCUACCCUCGACCGGGAUAUUUUCCCCACGCCCGUGGAUGCUAUGGGGUAUAUCAUCACCUCCCUGACCCGACCGUCUUCCACCACUCCACAAACAUCCCAGCAACAGCAAUUGCUGACCACUACGCCAUCUUUGUCUAAUGCCAGCAUUGGCGUCGCCGCGCCGACCACUAGUGGUAGUCCGUCCGGCGAAAUCUAUGCCGCCGAAGGAGAAGCCUGGUUCGGACUCGCCCUCUUAGCCCGUCUCGAAACCGAUGCCGCAAAGCCAGCGAUCCUGGCAACGCUGGCCCGCAACGACGGAGAGUUGCUGAAGCGGUUGCGCCUUAUCAUUACUCGAGGUUCUUGGGCCUCGCUUGAGGACAUGUCUGACACGCCAGACACGAAAAGUGAUAACGACGAAUAUGAUGACGAUGAGGAUAACGGUUCGAUACCCCAUAAUCAGAAUAGAGGGAGGCUGCCGCCGCCUGAUGCUCGCUACCAGAAUGCAAAAUCGCUUGUUAUGUUGUUGCUAAGGCGCAGGUACGAGACGCAGCCGGCACCACAGCUUCAGGCGCUCACUAGCAGAACUACUACUGAUGUGUUGGCUGCUUCGGAUGGGUCACCGAGCCAUGCCGCCGUGCUUGAAGAACUUAGAGCUCUUGCCCUGGAGAUGGGAUUUGGUCUGGACGAGUUGGAAUAGGAAACGGCAUUAACACUAUAUUAACUUACCAUUAACUCGUUUUAGAUACAGUAUCUAUAGAACAGAGUUUCGAAUCGAUUACGAACUGGUUUCGAUUCGAGUUAGCGUGCUUGAAUCGGUAAUGAAAUCAAAGUUUUAAGCCGUA
Molecule: messenger RNA, 3125 nt
Organism: Exophiala dermatitidis NIH/UT8656
Lineage: Eukaryota; Fungi; Ascomycota; Eurotiomycetes; Chaetothyriales; Herpotrichiellaceae
Exons: 1
Coding region: 338-2980 (880 amino acids)
Biological process (GO): positive regulation of GTPase activity
Cellular component (GO): cytosol
Molecular function (GO): guanyl-nucleotide exchange factor activity
Source: RefSeq, a predicted model, not a curated record